CGCACAUGGCAGAAAGGGGUAAACAGUGAAGUCGUGCUCCGUCAAACUGGGCGGGCCCCAGUAAAUGGAGUUGGGCGAGGUCGUGGUGGUAGUGUGGACCGUGGUCGGGGUCGGGGUCGUGGCACUGGGUCAUAUUACAGCCGUGGUCUUAGCUACGAUGAAGAAGCGGAACCUCGGGGCCCAAGAGAAGGAGCUCCACCGGGUAUUGGCAUUAGGAGUAAACCAUUUGAAAGAUCCCAGAGUGUACAUGAACAACGGCCUUGGAAUGAACGUGGUCCUGUAAAUACAGUCAGUGCUGGUGGUGGUCCAGAGGAACGCAAUGGGGCUGUGUCACCACGUAAGGAGCAAGGGCGAGCCUCAACUGAAAACUGGAGGUCCCGAGGUGGUGAAAAUGAUGAGAGUGAACGCUGGAGGGGAGCUGGGGGUAACCGCAAUGAAAAAUGGGGACCUCGAUGUGGAUGGCGCGAACGAGAAAAUGGUCAAGAUGGGGACUGGGAUGAUGGAAUGGGACGAGGGACUGGCCGGGGGGUCCCCGUCUCAUCUCGUGCAUCUCGCCCACCCUGGGAUGAAAAAGAUGGUCAUCUGCGGAAGUCAUGGGAUGAAGAUAACUUACCAGAGUGGGCGACAGAAAAUGCAGAUGAAAAAGGUGGGAGCUUUGAUGCAUCAGGUGCUUUUCAUGGUCCUGGUUGGUCAGAUGAAGAUGAUCCAACUGCUGAAGGUCGUGGAGGAGGGGGCCAGCAUAGGCAAAAGUCUAGUCCUGAUAAGAUGACAAGAACAGAAAGUAUAGCAAAUGUCAAGCCAGAGCCAGGUAGUAGAGAAGCAGUGACAGAAUCUGAAGAAAUUACAAAUAAUUGUGUGGAGGAAGAGUCAAAACAAGGACAAUCUCCAGCAAAUGUUGUGGAUCCCAGCCAUGAUGUCCACACGUCUGGAAACUCCAUACAAACAGAGGGGUCAGUCAGUGAAGACGGACAAGUAAAAGAGGAAGUUGCAGGAAGUCCAAGCAAUAGCUGCACCACUACAGUAUCGUCAGGUCCAAUGAUGAAUGGUGUAAUCAGCGAGGAAGAGUGCAACAACACAGAAGUAAAAACUCCUCCACAUUUCCAGGGAAGACCGGCAUCAGUUUCAGUACAACCACAAAGUGCAGAUUCAGAGCCCAGACCCUUUCCAGAAAGAGAACGCCAAGGGGAAGAAGAAAAAUUGGAACACAUGCGUAGUGUUGCUGAUGACUUGGUGGCAAAAUUAGUGGAGGAAGAUGACCCAAGGCCUCAAUCAGCUUGUCCUAACUCUGGAGUGACGCCGCCUGUUUCAGUAGGUCCCAUGACAGAACCCACACCACAUUCCACUCGCCCAACUCAUACGAUGGGUGAUGACAAGUGGUAUUACACAGAUCCUCAGGGAGAAAUACAAGGUCCGUUCUCAUCAAGUGACAUGGCAGAGUGGUACAAGGCAGGGUACUUCACCCCCAACUUGAUGUUGAGACGAGACUGUGAUGAUCAGUUUACACAGCUGGGAGACCUCACAAGAGUAUUUGGCAGAGUUCCAUUUAUGCCAGGGCCUCCAGUACCACCACUGAAGGUGACAGAGUUGUUAGCACAAAAGCAACAAGCUGAGCGUGAACGGAUAGAGUUGCUACAAACAUACAUGAUGCAGAAGCAUGUUUACCAACAACAAAUGGCCAUGAGCAGGCAGCAAGUGUUACAGAAGCUUAAGAGUCUUGAUGAGUGGAGCACCCUUAACCCAAUGCAACAGCAGCAGCUGUUUAUGCAGCACAUGGUGACUGUAAUUCCUGCCCACCCACCUAUACCCCCAACAGUGCCUCCAUCCACUGUCCAACCAACUGCCAUGCCUCCGACCACCCAAGUGUCUCCACCUAUUCCUGACCCUAGAGUUGUGGCUGGGCCAGACCCUAGAGUCUUACCCGGGCCAGUAGUACAACCAUCUUCUAAACCUCAGGAUCCCAUUCAAGCACUUGUUGCACAAAUGCAAACGUCCUCUGCUGCAAACAAUACUGCGUUGAGCAGUUCCUGUGAAGGCUUGUUGACCUCUCAACUGACAGCAACUUCCAUGGCUGCAGAGAAUCCGUUACAGAAGCUUUUAGUGCAGCUCCAGAGGGGUCAGCAACCAAGUAUGGGACCAAUGGGAGGGCCAGCAGGAGCCCUUGGAGUAGGGGUGCCUGGAGUAGCAGCAGCCACACCAGCUGUUUCAGCAAUGGAGAAACCACCUGAACAGCAGUUUGAUGCCAUCCAGUCUCUUAUGCAACAGCUAACAAAGAUGCAAUCACCAUCACCAAAUAUAAUGCAGGAGGAAAAACGGCGGCGUGAAGAAGAUCAGAAAAAGCUUGAAGAGGAGAGAAAGCGACUAGAAGACCACAAGAGAGCUGAGGAGGAAAGAAUAAAGAUGGAAGAACUUAGAUUGAAAGAAGAACUUAAACGACAAGAAGAACAGCGAAGAAAUUUAGAGGCUCUCAGACGACAACAUGAGGAAGAGACACAGAGGCUAGAAGAAGAAAGGCGAAAAAUGAGAGAAGAACAGUUGAGAAGACAAGAAGAAUUAAGGAGAAUUGAGGAGGACAAAAUAAGAAAGGAAGAGGAACAGAGGAAAAUUCAGGAUCAACAAAGAUCAGAAAUAAAGCGAAGACAGGAAGAAAUGAGACGGCAAGAGGAACUUAGACGACAGCAGCAGCAGCUUCAACAGCAACAACUUCAACAGAAACAGCAGGAAGAGGCCAAAAGGAAGGAAGAAGCAAGGAGACAAGAAGAAGCUAGGAGACAAGAAGAAGAGAGAAAAAGGCAAGAGGAAGAGAGGAGGAGACGCGAGGAAGAGGAAGAAUCACGGCAACAAGCACACAUUCAGGAAGAGAUGCGGAGGAUUUCACUAGAGGAAGAACGAAGGCAUAUGCAGCAGUUGGAAGAGGAAGAGAGGCAGCGACAAGCUGAGGAAGAAGAUCGCCGUCACCAGCAUUUGUUACAGGAACACCUGAAAAACAUUCUGCCUGCUUGGAAUGCUACACCUCCAGUACCAACUCCUGAAGCCACACCUGCUCCGUCCCUCGCAGAUAUUCAGCGGGCACAAGAAGAGAAAGAGAGAAGGGAACGUGAAAUGGAGCUGCAAAUGCAACAACAGAGGCAACGAGAAGCUCAGCGGCAGGCUGCAGAAGAGGCACGUCAGAAGAAUUCUGGUCUUAAGUGGGCAGCGCGUGCUCAGGCCAAUCCUGCCCCUGCCCAGCCUGUCAAGUCCCUCCUGGAGAUUCAGGCAGAGGAAGAGAAGGAACUUAGAAAGCGACAAGAGAAGGAGGCAGCAGAGCGUGCUGCUGCUGUAAGCCACAUGAGUUUAGGAGCCGCAGGUGUUUGGGGAUCACCUGUAUCUAAUCUUUCAUGGGCCAAUCGUGCUUCUACUGCUGGGGCACCUCAGGCCAGUCACUCAUCUAGUCAACAGCAGUGGAGUGGAAGCAGUGGUGGUCACACAGGUGGGAGUAAUGGUUCUGGAGGUUUAUGGAACAGUAGUAGUCAAGCUUCAGCUCCUACUUCCAGUCCUGGUCAUUCUGUCUGGAACAAUGACCACUCUGCCAUCUGGGGUCAUUGUGAUAACUCUGCAUCCACAGGAGGAUUUUGGGAUAGCCCUGAACCAGUGAAACAAGGUAAACAAAUCACUAGCCGCACCCCUACCAAGCCAUCCAGUCACAACAAUACCAACAACAGAAGUGGGGCGCCGCCACCUCAAAAUGCUAAUUCCAACAAUCGUGUAAAUAAAAAGAAGUCAAAGGAUGACAGCGAUACAGUCAAAAAAUUAUUUACAGAUAACAUGUCUCCAGCAGAUACCUUCACACAGUGGUGCAAGAGUUCACUUCACACUUUAAAGGUCCAUGCUUCUAUUGACAUUCCAACAUUUGUAACGUUCCUAGCAGAAGUAGAGUCACCUUAUGAAGUUCACGACUAUAUCCGUUCAUACCUUGGAGACAGCAAAGAGGUAAAAGAAUUUGCAAAGCAGUAUCUUGAGCGACGCAGUAAAGCCCGAAAUGCCCAAAAGGAACGUGAGGUGGAAGAUGAUAUCUUGGCGCCGGCGCCGGCUGUCAAUCCCACCAACAUUGAAUUCCAGGAGGUUAAGCAGGCUAGAAGCAAGAAGGCCAGCAAGAAAAAGAUGCAGAAAGUAGACAGUAGUAUUCUAGGGUUCAGUGUUACAUCCAACGAGCGCAUCAAUGUGGGAGAACGAGAGUAUGCAGAGUGAAGAUUGCCAUCACCACUUAACACUUCAUAUUAAUCACCACUAUUAGUGAACCCCAGAAAGUGAACCUUCACUUUGGCAAUUAAGUGAUUCAUCUUUUCAUUGUAAAAGUACUCGGUUUGUGAAACUGGCUGUGUUUUAAAGGGACACAUUGGAUUUUGUUUUUGCCAACAUGUAAUAUGUAAAUUCUUUAUACCUGCACUUUAAAAGGCUACAUAACUUCUUGUUUUUUUGUAAGUGUCAAAAGUUAUCUUAAUAUUUCACCUCAACAGUUCUGCUCAUUCCUUGCUGUUAUGCUUUUCCAAGAUUCUGUUUUUGAACCUCUGUCUCUUAAAAACAUGGCCAAACCAAAGUUUAAGUUACUAUGUAGGGAAGGGGGGUAAUUUAGUUACAAAAAAAAAAAAAGCCAAAUUCUGAUUGUGAUAUCAAUUGGUGCAGAGUUAAGAGACAUAAUUGAAAGUUAUCAUUGGUUUUAUUGCCAGCAGAAAGGACAACUUUUAUCCUCGUGUUUCCGAGGUGAAACACAGGAAGCCAAGUUCCAUGCAGCUAUGGUAAAUGCCUAGUGUCUAUGGAAAAUUAGGAUCUUGUGGACACUGCAAGAUUCACACAUGACUGACAUGAAGAUGUCAUCAUUGAGUGACUGCCCACGAGAAUCGUGAUAACUGCAGCGGGUAUGGCUGGUCUGUUGAUAAUGCUCCUGUUCUUCCUUGUGCAUAAUAUCUAACCAAUAUAGUUUGAUAAUAUGUAAGGUUGAAUUCUAUCUGUGAUAAUGACUUGCUUGCAAAGUAGUGUGAUCUGGGGUUAGGAUGAAAAGUCAAUUAGAAUUGCAGCUUGGCAUAUUGUGAAAAUCAGUUAUGCUCUCUUGUCACAAUGUCCCACAUUAAAAUACCUCACACAUUUGGAUUCAUGCACAUUGUCAUUCGUCUUGCAUAGGCUUGAAUUUCCAUUACCGUGUCAUUGUUCAUAACUACCAUUUCAUUGUUCAUCUCUUAAAUAGGGCUUUUAACUUGCUUGUCUUCUGCCAGCAAUGCUAAACAUGUUACUACACUACAUGUUGUAGCACUUACCCAUAGCCUAUGGAAUCCUUUAUUUAUUACAGUACAACAUGCUCUCACUGGAAAUAUUUAAUGUACUUAAAGAAAUUGGCACACGUAAUAUAUUUUGGUGAUGAAAGUUGUUUUAAUGUGUGCUAAUGUACUGUACAGUACACUUUAUUAAUGUAUGGUUAUAGAUGAAAGUUGUUUUCACUAAUGUUAUUGAGUUACAUGCACUGUAUGGAUUGAUACCAAUAAUCUUUUGUUAUUAUGCCCUAUUUUGUCUUCAUCUAAUACCUAUUAAUUUUCCGUUUAAUGAAUAAUGACGCAUUCUUUUUCUAAAAUGACUAUAAUUAUUUUCACGAUCUUUAUGAGGAAUAACUUCUACAUUACCAAAGUUUUGCCUAUUUCUCAGUCAUGUAGAAAAGUGUUUCUAAACACAUUCUCAUCAUGUUGGAACACCAAGCCUUGCUCGCAUCCACGUAAGUCUUGCCCUUAUUUUUCUUAUUUAGUAACCAUGGUAUUAAAAUUUUGAAAAUUAAUAAUGCAACCUGUUGUCUUAAAAAAAAAAAUUCAGGUAGAUUUUUUUUGUGAAAAGGUUGGAAGAACACAGAUUCUGAUAACUUUCUAUUAUUAUAGGAAGUAAACUAUUUUAUUAAAUGCUAUGUUAUUAUAUUCAAGUCAUUGUAAGUGAUGUAAUUUAUCGAGUCAUGUGCGAGGUGGACGUAAGUUUGGGUGCAGUUGGAGAGGUGUUAACCCGACAUAUGCCUUAACUUUCCUAUAAGUUCAACAUUUGUGCAAGACCCAAUCAUUGAUAAUAGAUAUUUGUAUUUUUAAUUAUUGUCUUUUAAACUGCAUCCUUUAACUAGAGAAAAUGGCAGCCUUUAUGUAUUGCAGAUCUUCUAAAUUGAAUACCGAGAGACCAUAUUGUUAUAUGUAAUUAAAUUUUUUGUGCAUGCACCUAUAUGCUUGAAUGCAUAUGCUAUUAAUGGUGGAGUUUACCUUUUAGCAUUUUUCUAACUAUCAUGCAAUAACAUUUGUAACCAGGGAAACACAAUUCUUGACUUUGCAACUCACUUUUUUCUUAUAUACUCUUCUGUAGCUUAGAAUGCCAUUCUUUAAGGGAGUAGCAUCUUAUAGAAUCUAACUUCUUUAGGGGUUGCAUCUUAUAGAAUCUUCCUUAUUUUAGGCACUGGUUUUGCAUAGAAUCUUCCUUAUUUUAGGCAUUGGUUUCUCACAGAAUAUUCCAUCUUUUAGGCACUGGUUUCUCACAGAAUCUUCCUUCUUUUAGGCACUGGUUUCUCACAGAAUCUUCCUUCUUUUAGGCACUGGUUUCUCACAGAAUCCUCCUUCUUUUAAGCACUGGUUUCUCACAGAAUCCUCCUUUUAGGCACUGGUUUCUCACAGAAUCCUCCUUCUUUUAAGCACUGGUUUCUCACAGAAUCUUCCUUCUUUUAGGCACUGGUUUCUCACAGAAUCCUCCUCCUUUUAGGCACUGGUUUCUCACAGAAUCCUCCUUCUUUUAAGCACUGGUUUCUCACAGAAUCUUCCUUCUUUUAGGCACUGGUUUCUCACAGAAUCCUCCUUUUAGGCACUGGUUUCUCACAGAAUCCUCCUUCUUUUAGGCACUGGUUUCUCACAGAAUCUUCCUUCUUUUAGGCACUGGUUUCUCACAGAAUCCUCCUCCUUUUAGGCACUGGUUUCUCACAGAAUCCUCCUUCUUUUAAGCACUGGUUUCUCACAGAAUCCUCCUUUUAGGCACUGGUUUCUUAUAGAAUCCUCCUCCUUUUAGGCACUGGUUUCUCACAGAAUCUUCCUUCUUUUAGGCACUGGUUUCUCACAGAAUCCUCCUCCUUUUAGGCACUGGUUUCUCACAGAAUCCUCCUCCUUUUAGGCACUGGUUUCUCACAGAAUCUUCCUUCUUUUAGGCACUGGUUUCUCACAGAAUCUUCCAUAUAUGUGUCAUUCACCUUAUGAAAAAAAUUUUCAACAUGACUUGGUUAUUAUUACAUCAAAGCAUUUGGCCCAUGCUUGAAAUUGUAGACUAAGUAUUUUCAAUAAAACACCAAGUAUUGUACCCAAGUCCCAAGUGGUCGGGAACAUUAUCAGUUGAAAGUGUCAGUAAGUCUCGAGAGUAAGCUGGAAGGCAAGUGCAUGAAGGCUACUAACCAUAAUUACACAUUCUCAUGCCCUUAUCACUCAUUUACUCACUCUAGAUGUAUUUAUACAAUUGAUGAAUAUGUUGAUGAUGGAUAAUAUCAUAAAAAGUAAAGUAAUGAUGGUAAGGUAGUGUGACCACACUGUAUGGGGUAUCCACACCACUGGGAGCAGAGCUUGUAUACCGCAUGAAGUCAUAUCCUUUAAUAAUCAACAACAACAACGUUAUUAUAUAUAGAACUAUGGCACCGUAACUUAAGAUAGAAUUUUGAUUGCAGAUUCAGCCAGUAUAAGUUGAUUCAUAAUCUUUCAAAAGUUUUCCUUUUACUAUUGGCGAAAAUUCAAAAUUGCACACUCGUGUAAAUAAUAGCUGAACCAGAAGCUAUUCUGUACCUUUUUAAACUGUAUCAAUAUUGUAUCUAAAGCUAUGGUAUUCAGACACACUAAAGAUAAAGGAUGUGUGGGAAAAAGACAUUACAUUAUUUAAUAAUAUAAAAAGACAUUACAUUAUUUAAUAAUAUAUUUUAGAAGUGGUAAAUGUGUUCAAUGUGGCAGCAUAAGGGGAAGGGGAGUGCAUUAUGCCUGUUAUUGGCCGAGUCUUGGGUGGUGGUCAAAGCAGAAUGGUGUGCUGAUGGGCCAGCCCACAGUCUGUGUAUGUAUUCUCUUCUACUGUGCAGGACCAGGUAUGGGGAAGAUAGGAACUAUUAAAAUAGCUAGUUAGCAUACUUUGUUAUGGGGCUCUGAGCCUGGCUUACAGAUGCUGAAGACAAUAUCUACACAUUCUACACAUUCUCUCAAACAGAUGAAACAUUGAGGAAUGGGUUUGUUUGCUAACCUAGAUUUUGGCCAUGGUGGCACUUAUUCUUUUCUACCAUGCGCUGCCUCCAGUGUGUGUUUGAUACAGGUGUGGUGAGUUACUAUAUGUUUGGUACAAUCUGGUAAGAAAAUUUGGCUUUGCCAAUGUUGACAUGUUGACUGCAGGUGGUGGUGAUGGUAGCUGAUACUGCCUGCUUCAUGUUUGUACAGGUGUUGUACAGAGCCACAUUGAUCCUCUUCACAUAUUUACUGAUCAGCAAGCAACAAUAACUGUGUACAGCAUUAGGUAUAAAAGAUUUUAGCAUUUUUGGUGAAUUUCAAAAUUUAAAACUUGUUCUUCAGUCCACAUAAUGUUAUUUCAUAUAAAGUUCAGUUUUUUUUUUUUUUUUCCAAGAAAGUAAACUGCAUGUUAAUUGGCAUUCUACUGUAUAACAUGUUUCUUUAUGCAUGGGCAAUAAUAUAUUUAAUAAUAGAGAACAGUGUACAGUGUUAGCUCUAACUACUGUUAUGUCAGCUUGCAAGUGUGCUUAAAAGCUUACAGUUAAAUGUUUUCACCAUUUUCUUCAUUUUACUUUAGGAGUUUUGGUAAAUGUAUAUAGUCUCUUCCAGCAGUCAUUUAGGUGCUCUGCUUCUUUUCAUGAUUUUCCUGUGAAUCACCAAGUGUUGUCUGGCUUGGUACAGCACUUUUAUUUAUGGUCAACCUCUCUUGGGCUGGGCUUCAAAGAGCUGCUUUGCUCAGACUCACUUGGGUCUUGGUCCCUAUAUUUACUGCCUCUUGCCUUCCUGGGGAUCUUUUGUGAGGCUCCUACAUUCUGCUACUCUGUUAACUUCUUACUCACUGAGGGCUGCUUCCACAGGAAACCUUCCUCAAUGGUUGUCACCAUCUGCCUGUAGAAUUUAGGUAUCCCUAAAGGGUGCUAGUCUCCCUAAAAAAAAAAAAAGAAAAUGCUUUUUCUCUACAGCAGUCAUCUACCUGGAAGUCAUCAUCUCCCCUCAUUCA
Cherax quadricarinatus is the source of this 9228-nucleotide messenger RNA. NCBI's taxonomy places the organism in Eukaryota, Metazoa, Arthropoda, Malacostraca, Decapoda, Parastacidae. The record is from RefSeq and is a predicted model, not a curated record.